AAAAUUCAAUAACAUGCCAUUAUCAAUUUGAAAUUUAUACAUCCGUAGUAAUUAUGAGGUCAUCUUUUCUAUCGUAUUAUGUGUCACAUUAAAUUGUUCUUGAAUCCUUAUAUUGAUUAUGUAAUAUUAUUUCUCCAACUGCCGAUCAUAACUAGGAUUAGUUGUCAUCAUGUAAUGACGGAAAACCCAAUAUUCAUGAAUAAAUAAUAAAUUUUUUAAAAAAAAAUCUAGAGAGAGAAGAGGAGAGAGGGUACGUGCAGGAUUGGAGGGCCAUACAAAUGGAUGAUUAGGUUUUCGGAUAAGAAAAAAAUACUAUAGAUUAUACAAACCCCACCCCCGCCAAUCAUUCAAUCAAGCCGGCCCCGCCUUUAUCACCAAAUCCAAACAAUUAUAUCUAACUUCGACAACGAAAUUAAGCUCCCUCUCUCUCAUCAUCAAACUCAGAGAAAUCUCAAAAUUCAUGAUCAAGAGAGAGAAAUCUCAAUUAGCUACUGCAAUUUCCCCAACAUUCUCCGCUCCUCUCUCUCUCUAAAUUCUCUCUAAAUUCAAUUUAGAGAGAGAAAAAUCUCAAUUAGCUACUGAAAUUUCCCAUCAUUCUCCUCUCUCUAUAUAUAAAUUCAUGAUCAAUAGAGAGAAAUCCCAAUUAGCAAUGCAAUUUGCCAACAUUCUUUCCCUCUAAAUUCAUGACCAAGAGAGAGUAAUCUCAAUUAGCUGCUGCAAUUUCCCAUUAUCCCCUUCUCUCGCUCUCUAAAUUCAUGAUUUCAAGAGAGAUAAAUCUCAAUUAGCAACUGUAAUUUCUCCAACAUUCUCCUCUCUCUCUCUCUCUAAAUUCAUGAUAAGAGAGAGAAAGUAAUCAACCAACGAACCCAACGACGAAGAAGAAUUUCCAGAUAAACCUCAGCUUCUCUCGACCCCCGCCAUGGGAGCCCUGUUUACCAAACAAGUCGAGCGGCGCACGGACAUCAAAACGGAGAAGAAAGUCCUCGCCGACCUGAAACAGAGCUGCGGCUGCGAUUUCCCCGGCUGCGACUACCGCACCAACGACCGGAAGAACUGGAUGUCCGCCCUCAACCCUGACAAGCUCCGCAUCAACCAGAUCGUGUGGCCUGGCACGCACGACUCCGCCACCAACAAAAUCGGCAUCCCCUUCAUCAGCCGCCCCUUCGCCCAGUGCCAAAGCCUCUCCAUCUACGACCAGCUCGCCGCCGGCGCCCGCUGCAUCGACGUCCGCGUCCAGGAGGACCGCCGCGUCUGCCACGGCAUCCUCCUCACCUACUCCGUCGACGUCGUCAUCGCCGACGUCAAAAAAUUCCUGCAGGAAACACAAUCGGAGAUCCUAAUCCUAGAAAUCCGCACCGAGUUCGGCCACACCGAUCCACCGGAUUUCGAUCAGUACCUAAAGGACCAGCUGGGCGAUCUCCUGAUCCACCACGACGACGGCGUCUUCGAGAAAACGGUGGCGGAACUGCUGCCGCGGCGCGUGAUCUGCGUGUGGAAGCCGCGGAAGGCGGCGGCGCCGCCUCCGGGGGAUCCGCUGUGGGCAUCCGGGUACCUGAAGGACAACUGGAUCGACACCGACAAGCCGUCGACGAAAUUCGAGAGCAAUUUGAAGCAUUUGGGGGAGCAGGCGGCGGCGGCGGGGCGGAGGUAUUUCUACCGGGUGGAGAACACGGUGACGCCGCAGGCGGAUAACCCGAUCCUGUGCGUGAGGCCGGUGACGGGUCGGAUCCAGCCGUAUGCGAGGACGUUUAUUGCGCAGUGCUUUGCGCGGGGGAUUGCGGAUCGCUUGCAGAUAUUUUCCACAGAUUUUAUCGAUGCGGAUUUUGUGGAUGCGUGCGCGGGUUUGACGUCCGCCCGCCUCCAGGGGAAAGCCUGACGGCUCGGAUUGAUUGCGGCAUUCUUGGAUUCUUCAAAUUGUUUGUGGGAAUGGUGUUUUAUUGGAAUAAAAGCCUUGUAUUUUCUUGUGUAUAAUUUAAAAUUUCUUCUUCUCUCAAUUUUGUAAAAAGUGGAGGUGUUUGUGUAAAUUAAAGUCUACUUAAUUUUUUUUAUGUUGAGGGAUGUUUUAGUGAAAA
Messenger RNA from Salvia miltiorrhiza (redroot sage), 2072 nucleotides. RefSeq lists its product as uncharacterized. Gene Ontology annotation, molecular function: phosphoric diester hydrolase activity. The transcript has a single exon. The record is from RefSeq and is a predicted model, not a curated record. Lineage: Eukaryota; Viridiplantae; Streptophyta; Magnoliopsida; Lamiales; Lamiaceae. Gene Ontology annotation, biological process: lipid metabolic process. Bases 920 to 1876 code for a protein of 318 amino acids.